Copidosoma floridanum is the source of this 853-nucleotide messenger RNA. RefSeq names its product penta-EF-hand domain containing protein peflin (gene Pef). The record is from RefSeq and is a predicted model, not a curated record. NCBI's taxonomy places the organism in Eukaryota, Metazoa, Arthropoda, Insecta, Hymenoptera, Encyrtidae. Gene Ontology annotation, molecular function: calcium ion binding.
ACACGUCUGCUCGUCGAAAAUAUGUCCUAUCCGGGAUACGCUUAUGGAGCAUCAGAAGAUCCUAAUCAAGUUAAUCCACAAGUUCAACAGUGGUUUUCUUUGGCAGAUGCAGAUAAUAGUGGUCAGAUAACGGUUCUUGAAUUGCAAAGAGUUUUAGCUAAUGGACAAGGUGGAACGUUUUCCAUUAAAGCAGUGCGUUUAUUAAUGGGAAUGUUUGCCAAGGUAAACAAACAGUCAAUAAAUUUGAAUGAGUUUCAAGCUCUGUUUUGCUACGUCAAUGCAUGGUUGGGAGUCUUUAAAAAAUAUGAUAGUGACAAUUCGGGAUCCAUUCAAGAAAAAGAAUUAGCUUCAGCUUUUGAGCAAAUGGGUUACAGGCUUAGCCUGGAUUUCAUUAGCUUUUUAAUGUCAAGAGAUUGUUGUAACAAUCAAGGGUCACUCACUGUUGAUGAAUUCAUCGUAUUGUGUGUGCAAAUACAAAAAUUCACAGAUGAGUUCAGGGUCAGAGAUACUGAGAGGACUGGUGUGAUCAAAAUUGGUUUUGAAGAUUUUUUAAAAGUGGCUCUGAGUUGUGAUGUUUAAAAAUUCCCGAUUCCAGUAUUUUAAAUAAGCUUUUAUAUUUUUUAUAAAUAUUUUACAAUGUUACCUAGCACUUUGACAUAAUUUAUGGUGAAACCGAGUAUUUUAUACUGUACCUUUACUUUACAUGUGAAACGAGAAAUAAUUUAAAUACUUCCAGUUUAUGUUUUAUUUUUUUCAUGGAUAAAUCAUGAAAAUUGUUUUUAGUUGAUAACAAAGUGUCUGUAUAUUUGCUGAUGUAAAUACUAAAUAAACAAAUUUAUUAAACUAAAUGUCC